Molecule: messenger RNA, 960 nt
Organism: Mycena citricolor
Lineage: Eukaryota; Fungi; Basidiomycota; Agaricomycetes; Agaricales; Mycenaceae
Source: the annotation of a GenBank genome assembly
GCAAGCCUCGCAUAAUCAGUAUAGCUUUACUUUGGUUUGAUCUUUGUCCCAAGGCACAUUCGCCAAUUCGGUCGGAGUCGAUGAUUCUAGGGCACAGCCACAUCGACUUUGCGAUGUGUCAUUCAUUGGUUCAUCCGUUCUCUUUCCCGUCAAAAUGCACGCACUCGAAUCGUAUUCAAUUCUGCACUCGGAGCGACAUCGGGUGGCAAUGAAAACGUGGAGACACUCCGCUUAUCAAUGUCAAACAGUUGAUGCAUCAGACCGCAUCCGUGGAGAGUAACGUUGUCCCUCAGACAUGUUCCGUCGCCUCGCGUGCCUCGCGUUUUUGGCGUCCUACACGCUGAUACUGCCCGGCACACAUGCUUCUCACCAGCCUGAGGACCACGUGCAAGCCGUUCUGAAUGCGGAGGAUGCGCCACACCUUGCAAUGGAGUCGCGGCCCAUUGGGAUAAUGGACGAGCUUGCGGAUCUGCUUCAGGCAAGCAUAUGGGUGGACGAGAACAAAACCGAUGUCUCUGAAGUGGCCACGAGCUGUUGUACCGUCCUGAACGAUGCGCUCCCCGGCCUCGUAUUCUUUCCCCAUUCGUCUGAGUACGCGCUUCAACAAGCUACAUAUCACUCUCUUGCCCAAUCCGACCUGCUGCCGCGAUGCCGCGUAACACCCACCUCCGCUCCCGAGGUCUCGGCGAUCGUUACGCUAGCCGCGAACUACGAAUGCCACUUUGCGGUCCGCUCUGGAGGUCAUAUGGUAGCCGCUGGCUCGAGUAACAUCAACGGAACGGGAUUCACGAUCGACUUGGGUCGGAUGAAUACGGUCUCCCUGGCGAGUGAGGCUGGGCUCGUCUCGUUCGGUGCCGGGAGUCGCUGGGGGGAGGUUUAUGAGGCACUGGCUCCAUUCAAUCUGACAACGGCCGGGAGCCGUCUACCGAGCGAUGGUGUCGGUGGCUUCCUUCUCGGCGG